Indicator indicator is the source of this 741-nucleotide messenger RNA. RefSeq names its product exosome component 4 (gene EXOSC4). The coding region runs from base 1 to 741 and encodes 246 amino acids. NCBI's taxonomy places the organism in Eukaryota, Metazoa, Chordata, Aves, Piciformes, Indicatoridae. The record is from RefSeq and is a predicted model, not a curated record. The transcript is spliced from 3 exons. Gene Ontology annotation, biological process: nuclear mRNA surveillance; U4 snRNA 3'-end processing; rRNA catabolic process. Gene Ontology annotation, cellular component: nuclear exosome (RNase complex); cytoplasmic exosome (RNase complex); nucleolus.
AUGGCGGCGGCCGAGCUGCUGUCGGAUGAGGGCUAUCGGCUGGACGGGCGGCGGCCCAGCGAGCUGCGCAAGGUGCGGGCUCGCAUGGGCGUGUUCGAGCAGGCCGACGGCUCGGCCUACAUCGAGCAGGGCAACACCAAGGCGCUGGCCGUUGUCUACGGGCCCCAUGAGCUGCGGGGCUCCCGGAGCCGGGCGCUGCCGGACCGGGCACUAGUGCACUGCCAGUACAGCCUGGCCGCCUUCAGCACCAGCGAGCGACGGCGGCGGCCCCCCCAUGGCGACCGACAGACAGCGGAGCUAGCGCUGCACCUCCGUCAGACCUUCGAGGCCGCCAUCCUGACCCAGCUGUACCCCCGCUCCCAGAUAGACAUCUACGUGCAGAUCCUCCAAGCAGACGGUGGCAAUUACUGCGCAGGGGUGAACGCAGCCACACUGGCACUGAUGGACGCUGGCAUCCCCAUGAAGGACUUUGUCUGUGCCAUCUCGGCUGGGCUGGCGGCAGACACAGCGCUGGCAGACCUGAGCUGGCCCGAGGAGGCGGCUGGGGGCCCACAGCUGGCACUGGCACUGCUGCCAGCCUCGGGGCAGAUUGCCCUGCUGCAGCUCAGCGCCCGCCUGCACCAGCAGCGCCUGGAGCUGGCACUGGAGGCAGCGCUGGAAGCCUGCCGGGCACUGCACGCUGUGCUGGAUGCUGUGGUGAGGGAGAGGCUGCGCCAGGCCAGCCAAGCGCUUGGGGACUGA